This is a messenger RNA of Ilex paraguariensis (yerba mate), 2645 nucleotides long. The record is from the annotation of a GenBank genome assembly. NCBI's taxonomy places the organism in Eukaryota, Viridiplantae, Streptophyta, Magnoliopsida, Aquifoliales, Aquifoliaceae.
CUCAUUAUCCUACACACCAAAAAUUCAACACAAUACAGUAUACAGUUCGAACCGAUGAUGCUAAAAUAUCUCUUUAGUCCGCAGAUUAGUCUCUACCUUCGCGCUCGCUUGCAAAAUCUUGGCUUUCUUAGAUUCUUCACUUCAGAUACACCUAUCAAUUUGGGUGCCAAUUUUACUUUCACCCGUGAUGUACGCAAGUUAGAAAUCCAAAUAAGAUCUUUAUGUGAAAAACCGAACUUCAAAUUCAAAGAAGCGGUUUUGAUUUUCGAUUUUCUUGUUGAAAUGGGUCGAAUCCCUUCUGGGUUUAUAUGUAAUUUUUUAGUUGAAGUCCUUGCGAAGAACAACCAGUACAAAUUGGCCUAUAAAGUAUAUAAUAGGAUGAUUCAUGUUGAAAUUUUGCCGAGUUUUCUGUCAUUGGGUGCAUUAGUUGAGUAUUUUGUUCAUACCCGUAAGCCUGAAUUUGCAAUUUCGGUACUUGGGUUGAUACUAAAGCGCGGUUUUAGUGUUAAUGUGUACCUAGUGAAUCUUAUAUUGAAGGGUUUAUGCCAAAAUGAUGAGGUGGUUAAGUCCGUGGAGCUUUUUCAUGAAUUGAGUAGAAACUUUGUUUCACCUGAUAUAGUUAGUUAUAACACAGUUAUAAAGGGACUUUGCAAGGCAAGGAGAUUGGAUGAAGCCCUAGGUCUGUUAGUUGAGAUAGAGGCGGGAAAUUGCUGCCUCAAUUCAAUUACUUAUGGCAUUUUAAUGGAUGGUCUUUGUAAGGAGGGUAGAGUGGAAGAGGCAAUGGGUCUGUUGGAUGAUAUGAGGUUCAAAGGUUUGGAUGUGGAUGUUGUUGUAUAUAGUACGCUUGUAACUGGUCUUUGUGAUAAAGGAGACACCGAUAGAGGGGAAGAACUUUUAAAUGAGAUGAUGCAAAAGGGAAUUUCGCCCAAUGUAGUUACAUAUACAUGCUUGAUGCAUGGCCUUUGUAACAUGGGGAAAUGGAAGGAAGCCACAGCAGUGUUAAAUGCAAUGACUGAAAGUGGGAUUCAUCCGGAUGUUUUUAGUUAUACGAGUUUAAUUGAUGGGCUCUGCAAAGAUGGGAGAGCAGCUAAAGCCGUGGAGCUAUACAACUUGAUGCUAGAAAAGGGUGCCGAGCCUAGUAUCAUAACGUAUAAUGUCCUCAUUAAUGGACUAUGUAAGGAAGGGUUGAUUGCUGAUGCUAUUAAAGUUUUGGCAACCAUGGUUGAGAAGGGGAAGAAACCAAAUGUGGUUACUUACAAUACGUUGGUUAGGGGAUUUUGUGAAAAUAGGAAGGUUGACGAUGCAAUGAAACUUUUAAAUUUGAUGCUGAAGGAUAAGAGCUAUGUUGAACCGGAUGUCAUUACAUUUAAUCUGCUAAUUCAAGGGCUGUGCAAAGCGGACCGUCUGGAUGAGGCAGCAGAGAUGCAUCAUAAGAUGGUUGAUAGUAAAAUAUCGGGCAAUGUUGUCACUUAUGGAGUGUUGAUAGGGGCUUAUCUUAAGGCGGGCAAUGUUGAAAAGGCUAUGGGACUUUGGAAGCAGUUACUUGCAUCAGGAUUAGUCCCAGAUUCAUUUUCUUAUAGUGUCCUAGUCAAUGGAUUUUGCAAAUUGAAUAUGGUUAAUAUUGCGAAAGGGUUUUUUUGUCAAAUGAGAACUCAUGGGCUCCGUCCUUCAUUGUUCGACUACAAUGCAUUGAUGGCAAAUUUGUGUUCUGAGGGUUGUUUGGAGCAAGCAAUGAGAUUGUUUCAGGAAAUGAGAAAUGCUAAAUGUGAACCAGAUGUCACGUCGUUUAAUACCAUAAUCAAUGCAACUCUCAAAGCAGGGAAUAUUCAGUAUGCCAAAGAACUAUUGACAGAUAUGCUUCAGAAGGGUUUGAUGCCGGAUGCUUUCACCUUUUCCAUAUUAAUAAACAGGUUUUCAAAACUAGGACAAAUGGAGGAAGCUACAAGCAUAUUUGAUAGAAUGGUUGCUUGUGGCUUCACAGCAGACACCCUUGUAUAUGAUUCUUUACUAAAGGGCUUUAGUUCAAGUGGAGAAAUGGACAAAAUUAUUAAUUUGCUUCAUCAAAUGGCUGCUAAAGGUGUUGUCCUUGACUCGGAAAUUACUUCCACUAUCUUGACGUGUCUCUGUGACAUCUCUGGAGAUCUCGAUGUGAUAAAGUUUUUACCCAGUUUUCCACAAGACACUUCUAUAGGACUGAGGGUAUCAUGUGAUGAGUUGUUGACGCAACUCCAUCAAGCUCAUCCUGAUCUUCACUUACAUACUGCUUGAAAUGCUUGCAGGUGACUCCAUGUCACAUGUACUGCUCUCUUUAGCUUCAAUUACAUGAUUUCCAUCUCAAGAAAUGCCUGCAGAUGCUGCAGAAUCGUAUGCUGCUCUCUUGGGCGAUGGAACAGUGGAAUGACUUCAAAAGGCACUUAAGUUUGCUCUGAAAGGAUUCUCCUGGAAGACCAUUGCAACCAUUAUCCUUGAUCAGUUUUGGUGUCUUAGAUAUGGGAUCAUCCCCUGACCAUAAUACCUCCCUACCAUAGAUGGUUUGCGAGGUUAAAAGGAGUUAUGCUAUUUUUGGUAUGUGGUAAUGUUUUUCAACAGGAAUGGAAUGGGUUUGGAAAUAGAAUGAGCUUGAGAAUGAAAUGGAAAAAGCAUUA